Molecule: messenger RNA, 1389 nt
Organism: Perca fluviatilis (European perch)
Lineage: Eukaryota; Metazoa; Chordata; Actinopteri; Perciformes; Percidae
Product: complement C1q-like protein 4
Exons: 4
Coding region: 546-1205 (219 amino acids)
Molecular function (GO): protein binding
Source: RefSeq, a predicted model, not a curated record
UAAAAACUUCUUUAUAGUUAUGUGCUUUAUUAUAAUAGCAUAACAUGAAAUCAAAAGACCUGAGUAUUUUCUGAAAAAACAACUGAACCUCUCUGUUAAUCAUGUGUUUUAGACACAGAAAGGAUGGACCUUUACUCAAUCACGUACGCAAACUGACCAUCUGUUUCCCAUCAGGCCAAAUUCCAUUCACUAACUUUAUCACAUUAGGUCAUCAGCCUCCCAAACUGGUUGCCCCUCAUUUCCUAAAUCAGCCUGACUGAAUAACAGGAAAGACUUUCUAUUCAUGUAGAUAUGUGAUAGAAAGCUGAUUUGCAUGGACCUUUUCAUGAACCGAAUAACUAACUGGACUCCCAACUCCUUUAAUAAGACACUGUUGUGAACAACGUUCAGUCACUUUCUGCACUUUGCUGGGAGAGUAAACUAGAUCUACUUGCAAGUAAAAAUGAGCUUUUGAGAGAACUCCGGUAAUUUUGUCCACACAUUCAACAUAAGAAGAUUAUAUAAAGCUGCAUCCUGACAGGAAAACAAAGUCAUAAUAAAACAGAAUGAAGAUCUUUGUGAGUUUUACGCUCUGGCUGCUGCUCGGCACCAUCUCAGCAAAUGAAAGCGUUGAUUGUCAGCAGACUUUUCCUCAAGAUAUCUACGCUGCGCUGAGAGAGAUGACCGCCUCGUUGGUUCAACUGAAGGCGGAUGUGACAACGUUGCAGAGAGAAUUCCUGCAGACUCAAGAACAAGGAGCACAACAGAAGACUGAAGUGGACAAGCUGAAGCAACAACAGCUAGUCCGACAGGUUGCAUUCUCAGCCUCUCUGCAUGCUGGUGCAGGCAAAUUAAAGCUUGGACCCUUUUCCACUGACACUCUUCUGAUCUACAAACACGUUUUCACCAACAUCGGAAAUGCCUACAACUCAAACACAGGUGCAUUCACUGCCCCGGUGAGAGGAGCGUACAACUUUGAGUGGACGAUCAAUGCAGAAGGAGACGGCAGCCGCGGUUCAGGAGCUUGGUUGGUCAAGAACUCAGAGAAGGUUGUCGUUGCAUACGAGGAACAGCCAACGACCGGUUAUAUGAGUUCUUCGAAAGGCAUUACGCUGCUGCUGGAGGUGGGAGACGUUGUGUUUGUGCGUCUGUGGGCUGGCAGUUUGGUGCAUGACAGUGAAAGUCACCCCACCACCUUCAGUGGGCAUCUGCUGUUCCCCAUGUAAGACAGAAACAGCAGCUCUGUGAUAGUCACGCAGGUUUUUGUUGUCUUAAACAAGUCUUCAUAGAUUUGAUCUGAUUUCAUCUGCAUCCAAAUAAUAAUAAGAAUUUUUUGUCGACAGUAAUCUAUUUUCCUUCAAAUACAGUGCCUUGCGAAAGUAUUCGGCCCCCUUGAACUUUUCGACCUUU